Molecule: messenger RNA, 1185 nt
Organism: Penicillium alfredii
Lineage: Eukaryota; Fungi; Ascomycota; Eurotiomycetes; Eurotiales; Aspergillaceae
Product: class I SAM-dependent methyltransferase
Exons: 1
Coding region: 1-1185 (394 amino acids)
Biological process (GO): ergosterol biosynthetic process
Cellular component (GO): endoplasmic reticulum
Molecular function (GO): sterol 24-C-methyltransferase activity
Source: RefSeq, a predicted model, not a curated record
AUGGUAUCACAAACUCUUUUGGAGACGCCGCGCCAUCCUGGGCGGAGCGAGCGAGGCUCCGAAAGCGAUAGCUCGCUGGAUGAGAUCGCGCACGAGAAGCAGAAGCUGAUGGUCACCGGUUUCGCCCUCGGGCGACAUGGCAAGGAUCUGGACAAUUCGGCGUCGCCGAAGCGGUGGAAGUCGUUUUGGACGGCAUUCCGAUACCUCUCCAAUCUGACCCCCAAGCAAGUGGACGACUUCAUGGCGUCGUAUGUCAUCUACAACCUGGACUGGUCCAAUGAGCAGCAGAUGCGCGAGGUGCUGGGCCCCAAUUACCAGGAGAAGGUUGGGGAUUGCUUGAAGUCGUAUUAUGGCGUGCUGAACCAUCUGUGCGCGCUGGGCGAUGUUGAAAAAAUGUAUAUUCCGCCGUGGAUGAGCCGCAAGGCCAACGUCCUGGAGAACCAGAUUUUGUAUGAACGGUCAAUUGCCAGCAACAUUGGCUUGUCGACUGGCGACCGCGUGUUGGAUCUGGGAUGUGGUCGCGGGCGCGUGGCCGCCCACAUGGCGCAAUACUCGGGCGCCCACGUCACCGGCCUCAACAUUGACCCCAACCAGAUUGCGCAGGCGCAGGGCUUCAACGAGGAGCGCGGGCUCCAAAACUCCUUUGUCACCCAGGACUUCAACAACCUCCCUCUCCCAUUUGCCGACGAGAACUUCGACGGCUUCUACCAGAUCCAAGCACUGAGUCUGUGUAAGGAUCACCGCGCCCUCUUCCGCGAGGUCUUCCGCAUACUCAAGCCCGGGGCCAAAAUCUCCCUCCUCGACUGGGUCAGCUUGCCUGCCUACGACCCCAAGAAUGCCGAACAUGCCGAGCUGAUGAGCCGCGUCAAGCCGCUCAUCGGCGCCGUUGGCACCCCCACUCCGGAGAGUUUGGAGGAGGCCCUGAAGGAUUCGGGAUUUGAGGUGGUCCGCUCGGAGAACGCCAGCAUCGACGGGCUGCAGGCCCCGCUGAUCGACACCGUCGACCUGUACUUCCGCACCCUGCGUCAGGUCAUCCUCGGCCUCGUCAAGCUCCAUGUGCUGCCCCGCCACUUCAAGACCCUGAUCAACCGCCUGUGCCUUGAUGGCCAGGCUUUUGUCAAGAUGGACAACAUGCGCCUGGCCACCACAAGCUACAGCAUCAUUGCGCAGAAGCCCCGAUCAUAA